Messenger RNA from Elaeis guineensis (African oil palm), 2604 nucleotides. The record is from RefSeq and is a predicted model, not a curated record. Lineage: Eukaryota; Viridiplantae; Streptophyta; Magnoliopsida; Arecales; Arecaceae.
UGCACGGUGGAGAGCAAUCGAAAAUCGAUGAAACACAAGAGGUAGCGUGGCGUGUUAUCCACCGUGGGAUUUGCGCGGUUCAAUUGCAUCUGGUGCAUGCAAUACGAAGGACAGAACAAUGCUGCAUUCUAGAUGUUUUGACUGAGUUCCUUAUGUUACACGCUCUGUGGAAGUAUUUGCUAGAGUUUGUGUUGUCUAAUUAUUCAAUAUCUUAAAUCAGAGAUCUCCAUAUCGGAAGAUCAUUAUAUAUACUGAUUAUUUUUAGAAUUAUCAUUUUAAACAAAAUUCUGCAGUUAGAGAAUCUUGUUACAUUUUUUUUCAUUUAAUUUAAACCAUGUUGAGAGGAGAGGGUGAUAAAAAGAAAAGACUACCUUUGUUGCCAAAAAAAGAAAAGACUACCUUUGUUGGCACCCAGGCCCUCGUCCGUCGCCUCUGCGACGAGCGCCAGCUCCACCGCCUCGACGCCAACUCCCUCGGCCUCCUCGUUGUUGUCGCCGCCCGCUCCAGCGCCACUCUCUAUGCUAUCUCCAUUAUCCGAACCAUGCUCUGCUCCGGCUAUCUCCCCCACGUCAAGGCCUAGAGUGCCGUCGUCAGCCAUCUCGUUGCCACCCCCGACGAUGAUCUCAUCGAGGCCCUCCGCCUCUUUGACGCCGACCUCCGUCGCGUCCGUCGCACUGGCAACGUCGCGGCCGACGUCCGACCCGACACCGCCGCCUUCAAUGCAGCCCUAAAUGCUGCUGCCAACCUGGGGGACGUUCGGAGGUUCGCCCAGCUGUUCGACGAAAUGUCCGAGUUCGACGUCAAGCCCGACGUACUAACAUACAAUGUUCUCAUCAAGAUGCUUGCCAGAGCUGAGCGAAAAGACCUGCUGGCAUUCAUUUUGGAGCGCAUUAUCCGAAGAGAGUUGGUCCCUUGCAUCACCACCUUACAUUCCCUCGUCGCAGCCUAUGUGGGCUUCGGCGAUCUAGAGUCUGGUGAGAGGUUGGUGCAGGCAAUGCGGGAAGGCCGGCGCGACCUUUGCUCGAUAUUCAGGGACUCGAAUGAUGAAGAACCAACUGAUAGAAGCGACGAGGAAGCUCAUACUCUUCUUGAAAAGCUCAUUACCGUGAACGCAAAUUCUGGUGAUGCCAAUGAUGAUGAUGAUCUCCCGCCAUUGCUUCCCAAGACGUACACACCCGACUCCAGGAUCUACACUACAUUGAUGAAAGGGUACAUGAAAGAAGGCUGCAUCGACGAUGUUGUCCGCAUGGUCCAGGCAAUGCGGCAGGAGGCAGACCCCUCAAGCCACCCGGAUCAUGUCACAUACACCACUAUUAUCUCUGCGCUUGUUAAGGCGGGCGCAAUGGACCGGGCACGCAGUGUGCUCACUGAGAUGGCCCGUGCCAGGGUGCCUGCCAACCGUGUCACCUACAAUGUUCUCCUCAAGGGCUACUGCCAGCAGCUCCAGCUGGACAAGGCGAAAGAGCUUGCACGCGAGAUGUCUGGGAAGGCAGGCAUCGAGCCUAAUGUUGUCUCUUACAACAUCCUCAUUGAUGGGUGCAUACUGGUGGAUGACAGUGCUGGUGCCCUGGCCUACUUCAAUGAGAUGCGGGAGCAUAGAAUUGCGCCUUCCAAGGUUAGCUACACGACGCUAAUGAAGGCAUUUGUGCUGUCGGGGCAGUCGAAGUUGGCGCAUAAGGUGUUUGAUGAGAUGGACAAGGACCAAAGGGUUAAGGUGGAUAUGGUGGCUUGGAACAUGCUGGUGGAGGGAUAUUGUAGAUUGGGAUUGGUUGAGGAAGCUAAGAAGGUUGUGGAGAAAAUGAAGUACGGCUGUCAACCUGAUGUUGCCACUUAUGGAAGCCUUGCUAAUGGUAUAGCACUGGCUAGGAAGCCAGGGGAGGCUCUUUUAUUGUGGAAUGAGGUGAAGGAGAGGUGUAAGGCCUCACCACCGCUGAGGCCAGAUGAAAGGUUGCUGGAUGCUUUGGCUGACGUUUGUGUGCGGGCAGCAUUCUUCAAAAAGGCUCUGGAGAUUGUGGCUUGCAUGGAGGAGAAUGGGAUCUCACCCAACAAGACCAAGUACAAGAGGAUAUAUGUGGAGUUGCAUUCCAGGAUGUUUACAAGCAUGCAUGCUUCUCAGGCAAGGCAGGACAGGAGGAGAGAGAGGAAAAGGGCAGUCGAGGCCUUCAAGUUUUGGCUGGGGCUUCCAAAUUCUUACUAUGGAAGUGAAUGGAGGCUUGAACCAGUCGAUGAGUACGACUAUGGAGUUAGCUAGUUCUGUUUCGACCAGGUGCUGAGGGGUCUGGUAUACAUCUAGGGAUGAGGACUGUCUCCAAAUUUAGUAUUCAACAUCUCAAACCUAAUGGAAUACUUUCAAGAUUUGUCGGUGGUUGACUUCCUUCUCUUGAAAACUGGCUUCUGUGCAAUAAGAAAAUGCAAGAGAGGAGGAGAUGGCAGUCAAUUGGUGACCUAAAACAGAAGACUUGUUAGGUACAUAGGUUGCUUAUGUACCUUACUGAUUUAUGAGUCUAUCAGAAAAUGAUGAUAUGCAUUGCUAAUAUUUGUUACUUAUCUGCCCUUUUCUGAUAAAUUGUCAUGCAUGAGAUAGGCCGAUCCUUAACCUGUUAA